CUUCAAUAUCAAGAAGGACAAGCUUCGCGAUACGCCACUUUUCACCGGGAAUUCUACGUUUUUACUACUGGUGCGAGUCGAUAUCAAGUGUAUUUUACUCUGUUUUAAUUUAAUAGCACCGAAAUCCAAACAUCACGCCAGAGCACCUCUUUCAACAUGCAGGCUCCCGUUUUGGUUAUGAACACCCAAAGUGGUGAUAGACAGACUGGACGAAAAGCUCAGAUGUCUAACAUCGCUGCCGCGAAGACCGUUGCCGAUAUUAUUCGAUCAUGUCUCGGUCCCAAGGCUAUGCUGAAGAUGCUGUUAGAUCCUAUGGGUGGUAUCGUCCUCACUAACGAUGGCCACGCUAUCCUACGAGAAAUCGAAGUGUCACAUCCCGCUGCGAAGAGCAUGAUCGAACUUAGCAGAACACAAGACGAGGAAGUUGGCGACGGUACCACGACGGUCAUUAUCCUGGCCGGUGAGAUUCUAGCACACGCCCUCCCACAACUAGAGCGAAAUAUACACCCGGUCGUUAUCAUUUCCGCCCUCAAACACGCUCUUAAGGAUGCGCUAGAGAUCAUCGACGAGAUCUCCUUACCUAUCGAUGUCAACGACGACAAGGCCAUGUUUGGCCUAAUCUCUUCUUCUAUCGGCACCAAGUUCGUUUCGAGGUGGUCAGAUUUGAUGUGCGGUUUAGCUCUUAAUGCUGUCCGGACAGUCACUUGGGAGGCAGGAAAUGGCAAGCAAGAAGUCGAUAUUAAGCGAUAUGCCCGCGUGGAGAAGGUUCCAGGUGGAGAGAUCGAGGAUAGCAGAGUCUUGGACGGUGUGAUGCUCAACAAGGAUAUUACUCACCCCAAGAUGCGAAGGAAGAUCGAGAACCCCAGAAUCCUUCUUCUCGACUGCCCGUUGGAGUACAAGAAGGGUGAAUCUCAAACUAAUAUUGAAAUCACGAAAGAGGAGGACUGGAACCGUAUUCUACAGAUUGAAGAGGAGCAGGUUAAGUCCAUGUGCGAGUCUAUUCUAGCCUUCAAGCCUGACCUAGUCAUUACGGAGAAGGGUGUGUCGGAUCUCGCGCAACACUACUUCGUGAAAGCGAAUGUCACCGCGUUGCGUAGAGUUCGAAAGACAGACAACAACAGAAUAGCUCGCGCAACCGGUGCGACUAUCGUGAACAGGGUAGAUGAUCUCCAGGAGUCGGAUAUCGGAACCAAGUGUGGACUAUUCGAAAUCGAGAAGAUUGGCGAUGAAUACUUCACCUUCCUUACCAAGUGCAAAUCCCCCAAGGCAUGCACAGUUUUACUUCGAGGCCCUUCCAAAGAUAUCUUGAACGAGAUCGAACGAAACCUCCAAGACGCUAUGGGAGUAGCUCGGAACGUUAUGUUCUACCCCAGACUGUCACCAGGUGGUGGAGCUACGGAGAUGGCGGUCUCGGUACGCUUGAACCAACUAGCAAGGAAUAUCGAAGGCGUACAGCAAUGGCCAUACAAGGCAGUUGCCGAGGCCCUAGAAGUCAUUCCCCGGACGUUAGUGCAGAAUGCUGGUGCUAGCCCCGUGAGAGUUCUCACCGAGCUUCGUGCUAAGCAAGCAGAAGGCAAGAGCUCGUGGGGUAUUAAUGGGGAUACGGGAUCAAUCGUGGACAUGCAGGAGUAUGGCAUCUGGGAGCCUGAGGCUAUCAAGCUCCAGAGCAUCAAGACCGCCAUAGAAGCUGCCUGUCUCUUACUAAGAGUUGACGAUAUCUGUAGCGCGAAGAAGGCGCAACAAGUGGGAGCACCCGGUCUAGGUGGUGGUGACGAUUAAACGGGGGAAUAAAAUAAAAUAAUUGAUCACGAUGUCGAGCAAGCCUACUAGAUACGGAAUAUUGAGAGGACAUACCCCUGUACGAACAGCUGGUCUAAAAGUCACGAGAUAGAUGAAUUAGAUGGCUCUGCUACCAUUAUUGGUCUGUUCAUAUCGCUCGUGAGAUAUUACCCUAUUCGCGGAACCAUGAAACUA
This is a messenger RNA of Daldinia decipiens, 1974 nucleotides long. RefSeq names its product T-complex protein 1. Gene Ontology annotation, molecular function: ATP-dependent protein folding chaperone; ATP hydrolysis activity; ATP binding. Bases 157 to 1779 code for a protein of 540 amino acids. NCBI's taxonomy places the organism in Eukaryota, Fungi, Ascomycota, Sordariomycetes, Xylariales, Hypoxylaceae. The record is from RefSeq and is a predicted model, not a curated record. Gene Ontology annotation, biological process: protein folding. The transcript is spliced from 5 exons. Gene Ontology annotation, cellular component: chaperonin-containing T-complex.